Molecule: messenger RNA, 1326 nt
Organism: Aspergillus chevalieri
Lineage: Eukaryota; Fungi; Ascomycota; Eurotiomycetes; Eurotiales; Aspergillaceae
Exons: 1
Coding region: 1-1326 (441 amino acids)
Biological process (GO): DNA integration
Molecular function (GO): nucleic acid binding
Source: RefSeq, a predicted model, not a curated record
AUGUAUGCUAUCCUGGCACGAAGGGUCUACUGGCCUGCAAUCUCUGAGGAUGUCAGACGAUUUGUACGGAACUGUGACAAAUGCAGUGCCAACAAUGUAUGGAGAGACCGCCGACAAGGCCUACUGAAGCCUCUACCAAUUCCAGACCGAAAAUGGAGAUAUAUUGCAAUUGACUUCAUCGAGAAGUUACCAAUCUCAAAUGGUUAUGAAAACAUCAUGGUUAUUGUCGAUCGCCUUGGAAAAGGUGUCAUCCCCAUACCCUGUGAGAAGAUCGACACCUACACAGUAGCACAGAAGCUUAUUCAGAGUUUCAUUGGCUAUCAUGGCAUUCCAGCCAGUAUUGUAUCAGACAGAGGAAGACAAUUCACCAAUGAGAUGUGGAAGCGUUUUUGUGAGCUACUGGGGAUCAAACGACAAUUAUCAACUGCCUACCACGCUGAAACCGAUGGCCAAACUGAGCGAAUGAAUGCUACUAUUGAACUAUUCUUGCGCUCAUUCUGUGAUCACACACAAUCGAACUGGGCGUCAUUGCUACCAAUGGCACAGCUUGCAAUAUGCAGCCGGGAUGCUGCCUCCACAGGUGUCAGUCCAUUCUUCCUUGACCACGGCUACCACGUCGAUCCCUUUCAGUUAGAAGAGGAUGUUGAAAUCAACCUUUCAGCACCAGACCUGGGCACCAUGCGUGAACGAGGUGAACGAAUUGCAGCCAAGCUAAGGGGAGCUCUUGACAUCGCCACAACAGAACUGGCUGUCGCCCAACAGAAACAAGAAGACUAUGCCAAUCGUCAAAGAGAUGUCGCCCCUGAAUACCAGGUUGGGCAGAAAGUCUGGCUUGACCUGCGCAAUAUACAAACAGAACGCCCUAGCAAGAAACUGGGAAGCAGGCAGGCAAAAUUUACUGUGUUGGAAAAGAUUGGAUCCCACGCCUACCGCCUCAACACACCAGGCACAAUCCACAACGUGUUUCAUACAGCGCUCCUCCGCCCAGCGGCAAUGGAUCCCUUCCCUAGCCAACGGAAAGAUGACUACCAACCUCCUGCAGAAAUGAUCAAUGGGAAUGAAGAAUAUAUGGUCGAACGAAUACUAGAUGAGCGUUUUCGACGGUGGGGACGAGGCGAAAGACAUGAGUUUUUAGUCAAAUACAUUGGCUGGCAGGAACCGGAAUGGAACGAUGCGAGGAACAUGGAGGAUACCAUAGCAUUGGAUGACUGGGAAACCUACAAAACGAUGAAUGGGAUUGUUGUCCAAUCGGCCUUGAGUAUACCAAAUGAGCCACCCCACGCCGGGGGGCGAUCGCGGAGGCGACGAGGAAGGGGGGUAAUGUAA